Molecule: messenger RNA, 1259 nt
Organism: Spathaspora passalidarum NRRL Y-27907
Lineage: Eukaryota; Fungi; Ascomycota; Pichiomycetes; Serinales; Debaryomycetaceae
Exons: 1
Coding region: 64-828 (254 amino acids)
Cellular component (GO): mitochondrion
Source: RefSeq, a predicted model, not a curated record
GGAAUUUCCCAAAGCUUCAACUAAACUUUAUAGAUUCAUAGUUUACAUUCGAAGUAGAACAAUAUGAGUGUCGGGUUAAGACCAGCAAAACGUGCUGUUGCAGCAGCGGCAGCGCAAGCACCAUCGUUCAGAGCCAGCAACCACAGAUAUGCCUUCUAUGAUCUAAUAUUGCGGACCUCGUCUCAUCCUACCCAUCCAAUAGAAGCCAGUUUAAUGACCAGCAAUGAACUCGCCAGAUUGAAAGCCCGAACUAAAACCACAUUUGAAGGAAAUUACUACAUAGACCCUUCGCUUACCCCGGAACAACGUAUUGCCAAGGUGUUUGGUGGCAGAAUCAAAGGUGAAGGUCGUGAGUCCUCGAGUAGAAUUACCCGUGGUGAACCGAAAGUGAUUGCUGGUGUGACUGUUCCUGCCAAACCAGACGAACCAGACAAUUGUUGCAUGAGUGGGUGUAUAAACUGUGUGUGGGAAUUGUUUGAUGAAGACAUUAAAGAUUGGAACGAAAAGAGGAAACGUGCAGCUAAGCUCUUGGUCAAGCAAGGCGGGAGAUGGCCUGAGGAUUUUGACGCACCAUUGAAAUAUUUAGGAAAGGAAAACUUGCCUGUUUCGUUACUUAAUAAACCGUCAUUGUAUGAAGCAAAGCAGAAGGCACUUGCCUCAAGUGAUGAAGAAGAAAGUUGGGGUAAUGUCCCUGUGGCUAUGAGAGUAUUUGCAGAAGUUGAAAAGAAACUCAAGGCAAAGAAAUUGGCUAGAAUAAGUCACAGUGAACCCACUUUGCAACCUCAGGAAUCCAAACAGAGUCAAGCAUCUUCUUCUUCUGCAGUAUAGCCAAGCCACUUCAGAAUAGUGUUAUUUAUUAACAGUUCCAUUGUAUAAGUUAUUUUCCCUUUUAGAUCUACACGUUUGGUGCUUUAUCGUAUUUAUAGAAAAUAUAUAUUAUCACCUAUACACAUUAAUCUUCUAAUCCAAUUCAAUUCCCUUGGAUUUGUAAAAUUGUUUGGCUUCAUCAAUUUGUCCCACCAAUUCCUUAUACUUGUCUUCCUUGUCUUUAAAUGUAACUAUACCCCAUCCUAAAGUGGCCAAAGCAUACGAACCAAAUGUAACUAACCCCCAGAAGGGUAAGUAUGGAAGAAUUUCAUCAUGGACCUUUUGAGGAAGUGGGAAAAUACCAACGUACAGAGCAAAGUAAAUUGCUACUAAGGUGUAUAAGGUCAAUGCAGCGUCGGUGGCUUUGGUCAUGGCUGUUGUUGCUGUUGUCU